AAUGUGACGGACCACAAACCGGACGUUGUUUUCCGCGCUUUCUGCGCAGAAUUGAAGAGUGGCGGGAUUUGUUGUCAAGUCAAGCUGUUGGGAAAAAUUGUCGUCAUGGAUUAUAAAAGGCGCAAUGGUGCACCAUUCACUGGUGGCGUUUCCCACGCCAAACGCAGCAAGAUGGCCGGUGAAUGGGAGGACAGUCCCUCACAUUUUGAGGAGGAAUUGUCCAUGUUUGAUGAUGUGGACAUGGAUUCAGAGGAGAUGGAGGGGCAAGCUGGGCAUGAUGUUAUUCCUGUUGGUGACCUCUUUUCGGCAGACCUAAACCCUCGCUGGCGGAGGCCUCAUGCCCCUUCACUGGACCCAUCUUCUGAUUCUUUGGUGUUUCAACAGAUUGAUCUGGACUAUUAUUUAGGAGCGGCUGUAGCAGGCAUGCCCGGUCAGUUGUACGGAAAAGUCCCCAUCAUUCGCAUGUUUGGAGUGACAGACAGUGGAAAUAGCGUAUGCUGUCACGUUCAUGGCUUUGCGCCUUACUUCUAUGUCCCGGCCCCAAAUGGGUUCACACCGGAUAACUUGGGUGACUUUAAAAGGGAACUCAACUCUGCUGUGUUGAAGGACAUGCGCUCCAACAAAGACAACAUCUCGGUCACCGUGCUUGCUGUGGACAUCACCCGUAAAGAAAAUAUGUACGGUUACCACGGCAACCGAAGCUUGGAUUUCUUGCGGAUAACCAUGGCGAUGCCUCGUCUCAUUGCCCCCGCCAAGCGACUGCUGGAGCAGGGCUUGAAUUGCGGACCUUUUCCCAUGCACUGUUACCAAUCAUUUGAGGCCAACAUAGAUUUUGAAAUAAGAUUCAUGGUGGACUGCAAUGUGGUUGGAUGCUGCUGGAUCGAACUUCCGAAAGGCCAAUACAGAGUCCGUGAGGAAAAAAAUGCAGCGGACACAUCUCCUAAGCACCCGGGCAAGGAGUCCUUAUGUCAGUACGAGGUGGAUGUGGCAUGGACCAACCUGAUAAGUCACCCAGCGGAAGGAGAGUGGCAGAGGAUCGCGCCGCUCCGCGUCCUCAGCUUUGACAUUGAAUGUGCCGGAAGAAAAGGAAUCUUCCCGGAAGCUGACAAAGACCCGGUGAUUCAGAUAGCGUCCAUGGUGCAGCAGCAGGGCGAGACGGAGCCCUUCAUUCGCACCGUCUUCACGCUUCAGUCCUGCGCCAGCAUUGUGGGCUCUCAGAUUUUGUGCUUCACUCAAGAGAAGCACCUUCUACAGAGCUGGGCUGAAUUUUUAAGAACAGUAGAUGCCGAUAUCGUCACCGGAUACAACAUCCAGAACUUUGACUUCCCCUACUUGCUCAACCGGGCUGCCGCGUUAAAGGUCAAUCUGUUUCCAUAUUUGGGCCGGGUGAGAGGGAUCAAGUCGGUGUUGCGGGACCUCAACUUCCAGAGCAAGCAGAUGGGCCGCAGAGAGAAUAAGAUCAUCAACAUGGAGGGCCGCGUUCAGUUUGAUCUGCUGCAGGUUCUGCUCAGGGACUACAAACUGCGCUCCUACACACUGAAUGCUGUGAGUUUCCACUUUCUGCAAGAACAAAAGGAGGACGUGCAGCACUCCAUCAUCACCGAUCUUCAGAAUGGCAACGAACAGACACGGCGACGUUUAGCCGUGUAUUGCCUGAAAGACGCCUACCUGCCGCUGCGGUUGCUGCAGAAGUUGAUGUGCGUGAUCAAUUACAUGGAGAUGGCCAGAGUGACCGGAGUGCCUCUAACCUAUCUGCUCUCCAGAGGUCAACAGAUCAAAGUUGUCUCCCAGCUACUGCGACAGGCCGCCAAGCAGGACCUGGUGAUGCCUGUUGUGAAGUCGCAGGGAGGUGAAGAUUACACCGGAGCCACCGUUAUUGAGCCAGAGAAAGGCUAUUACAGCGUUCCCAUCGCCACCUUGGAUUUUUCGUCCUUGUAUCCGUCCAUCAUGAUGGCGCACAAUCUGUGCUACACCACCUUGCUGCAGAAAGGUGCGGCCGAUAAACUGGGGUUGUCACCAGCGGACUUCAUCAAGACGCCCACCGGCGAUCAGUUUGUGAAGAGUUCUGUGAGGAAGGGCCUCCUGCCUGAGAUCCUGGAGAACUUGCUGUCUGCUAGAAAGAGGGCGAAAGCGGAGCUGAAGAAAGAAACGGACCCUUUUAAGAAGCAGGUCCUGGAUGGCCGGCAGCUGGCCCUCAAAAUCAGCGCAAACUCUGUCUACGGCUUCACGGGAGCUCAGGUGGGCAAGCUGCCCUGCCUGGAGAUCUCCCAGAGCGUGACCGGGUUUGGAAGACAGAUGAUUGAGGAAACCAAACGAUUAGUGGAGUCCAAGUACAUCAUUUCGAAUGGUUACCAAGGUGAUGCCAAGGUAAUUUAUGGAGACACGGACUCUGUCAUGGUCAAGCUUGGCGUUGCCACGGUGCAGGAGGCCAUGAACAUUGGGAAAGAGGCCGCAGAGUGGGUGUCUUCCCAUUUCGUAGCCCCCAUCAAACUGGAGUUUGAGAAGGUGUACUUCCCGUACUUGCUGAUCAACAAGAAGCGCUAUGCCGGCCUCUACUUCUCCUCCAACGCAGAAGUGCACGACAAGAUGGACUGCAAAGGCAUCGAAACCGUCCGCAGAGACAACUGCCCCCUUGUGGCCAAUCUUAUUAACACUUGCCUGCAGAAAAUCCUCAUAGACAGGGAUCCCCAGGGUGCCGUGUCUCACGCCAAAGAGGUGAUCUCUGACCUGCUGUGCAACCGCAUCGACAUCAGCCAGCUGGUCAUCACCAAGGAGCUGACGCGCACGGCACAGGAGUACGCUGGCAAGCAAGCGCACGUGGAGCUGGCUGAGAGGAUGAAGAAGCGAGAUGCAGGCAGCGCUCCAAACCUGGGAGACCGCGUUCCGUACGUCAUCGUGAAGGCCGCCAAAGGAGCGGCGGCGUACAUGAAGUCAGAGGACCCCAUCUACGUGCUGGAAAACAAUAUUCCCAUUGACACACAGCACUACCUGGACCAGCAGCUGUCCAAGCCUCUGCUGAGAAUAUUUGAGCCCAUUCUUGGGGAGAGCAAGGCAGAGAGCGUCCUCCUCAAGGGCGACCACACGCGCUGUAAGACCGUGUUGACGUCGAAGGUCGGCGGCCUGAUGGCGUUUGCUCAGAAGAGGAGCACUUGCAUUGGCUGCAAGGCUGUGCUCAAGACGGACGCUGCUGUGUGUGAUUUCUGUAAGAAGAAGGAGUCGGAACUGUACCAAAAAGAGAUUUUCCAUUUAAACACACUGGAGGAGCGUUUCUCUCGACUGUGGACUCAGUGCCAGCGUUGCCAAGGCUCGCUCCAUGAAGACGUCCUUUGCACCAGCCGCGACUGCCCCAUCUUCUACAUGAGGAAGAAGGUUCAAAAAGAUCUGGACGAUCAGAGCAAGCUGGUGUCUCGUUUUGGAUGGUGAGGCAAAUGUGCUUCAGUUCACGUAUGGAGUUGUUCGAUCACUAUUUUUU
This is a messenger RNA of Hippocampus comes (tiger tail seahorse), 3472 nucleotides long. It is a transcript of the gene pold1, whose product is annotated as polymerase (DNA directed), delta 1, catalytic subunit. Gene Ontology annotation, cellular component: delta DNA polymerase complex. Gene Ontology annotation, biological process: base-excision repair, gap-filling; DNA replication proofreading; DNA-templated DNA replication. NCBI's taxonomy places the organism in Eukaryota, Metazoa, Chordata, Actinopteri, Syngnathiformes, Syngnathidae. Bases 106 to 3423 code for a protein of 1105 amino acids. Gene Ontology annotation, molecular function: 3'-5'-DNA exonuclease activity; nucleotide binding; DNA binding. The transcript has 27 exons. The record is from RefSeq and is a predicted model, not a curated record.